Messenger RNA from Zymoseptoria tritici IPO323, 624 nucleotides. RefSeq lists its product as uncharacterized. The transcript is spliced from 2 exons. Lineage: Eukaryota; Fungi; Ascomycota; Dothideomycetes; Mycosphaerellales; Mycosphaerellaceae. The record is from RefSeq and is a predicted model, not a curated record. The annotation marks the transcript as partial.
AUGCUUGUGGCAAGCGCUGCCCUCUCUCAUGCUCAAGGGACCGUCAAUCUUGGAACUGCAGGCAGUUUCGGGGCUCUUGCUCCAGCUGGUGUCAGCAACACUGGAGACACUGAGAUCAACGGAGAUGUCGGCACGACAGGGACUUCCGUCACCGGAUUCCCGCCAGGACUGUACACGGGAACUUUGGCCGUUGCAAACGAAGUCGCCAAACAAGCCCAAGCCGAUUCCACAGCGGCAUUCAAGCAAGGACAAGGACUGCCUCCGACACAGCGCUUCGGAGCAUUGGCAAGUCUCGCGGGCCUGACACUUCGUCCCGGUAUCUACAGCUUCGACUCUGCCGUCACCCUUGAUGGCAUGCUGACUCUCUCCGGCGACGGGCUAUAUGUCAUCCAGAUCGGGAGUUCGCUCACCACUGGCAGCGGCUCCAUGGUCAACCUCAGGGACCAAGCUGAUCCUUGUAGUGUGUACUGGAUUGUGAAGUCCGCAGCUACCAUCGGGACAACAAGCGCGUUCGCCGGCAACAUUUUGGCUGGUACUGACAUCACACUCAACACGGCUGCGGAGGUCCAAGGUGGUCUGUACGCGGGAUCCGCUAUUGUACUCGAUUCCGACAUGAUCAAUUCG